GAUUCUGGUCGGGAUUAUUUCAGUGUAACACACCGGAAUGCGGGUGGGGUGUAAACAUACGCACGUGGGAAGGAACAUAUAGUCUGGUUUUGCUGGUUUUAUUCAAUAUUUUGAAUAAAACAAUAAGCCUUUAAUACGUCCUUGAAAAAAGCCGGGACUCCUUUCUGAGCUGUAACACAAAAACUGUUCACAACUUCUGACCAAUCAGAUUUCAGCGUUUAUCCUGGCUGUGAUGUUUACAAGGAAGCUGCUGACGCUGGUGCUGGUGGUGCAACCUGGCCGUGUGCUGCUUGGCAUGAAGAAGCGUGGCUUCGGAGCGGGGAAAUGGAACGGCUUUGGGGGUAAAGUGCAUCCUGGGGAGAGCAUCGAACAAGCGGCGAGACGAGAGCUGCUGGAGGAAAGCGGCCUCACUGUGAACACGCUGCACAAGAUCGGAAACAUCACGUUCGAAUUCGUCGGAGAAACAGAGCUGAUGGAGGUGCACGUGUUCCGGGCAGACGAUUACAACGGCGAGCCGACCGAAUCGGAAGAAAUGAGGCCUCGGUGGUUCGAUCUGGACAAGAUCCCCUAUAGUGAAAUGUGGGCAGACGACGUGUUCUGGUUCCCACUGAUGCUGCAGAAGAAAAAGUUCUUGGGCUACUUCAAGUUCCAGGGUCAUGAUGUGAUAUUGGAGCAAAAGCUGAAUGAGGUGCAGGAGUUUUGAUCUGUUAUCUAAUACGUGAGCAGAGGUACAAGGAGACGAACCUCUGUUGACGCUCGCCUGUAGGGACAAAACCAUCAGCUUGUCCCGGUGACACACGGGGACUGUUUAGACAGGAUUAUAACACACGUCCAGGAGGAUGCGAGUCCUCAGAUGACUAAUUGUACAUUAGUUAGUGUAUUUUUUUAUUCAUUAAAAACUUCUAGGUCGUUCAGCUCAAAAACCGAAUAUAGAAGCUGUAACUAACACCGUUACACUGGAAUACUGUAGAACUUAAGAUGUUCUUCCAAAAUAUUAAGUCUUGAAUAGCUUUUAUUUCCAGUAUGCACUAAUCUGAGCACUAAAUUAGGUGUACAGUAGUGAUGUUAUCAGCCCUGUGAGGUGCACUUUAUACUCUGUACCGUUUAUACUCCAUACUGCCCUCUGCUGGAGGAAGAAAGUAGUACUCUUUUUAGGUUUUAUUGGGGUUUAUUUGUGAAGCACAGCACUGAAGGACCACAUACACGUUAUACUGUUUCUAAUAAAAUUCAGGUUUGUUUUGAAGCCAGUACUUUUUUUUUUUUUUUUUUGUAGAAAUGUGAAACAAUAUUAUUAUUAUCAUUACUGUUAUCAUUACUGUUAUUAUUAUUAUUAUUAUUAUUAUUAUUAUUACUGUGUUUCUUUAGAAAUGCUGAAAUUCUGCCACAGAAUUUUGUUUAUCUUUAGUUAUACCUUAUGGUUUUGUAUAAUAUGACCACAUCGAAUACAAAAAACCCAGAUCAUUUAAAUCUCCUGCUUUAUUACUGAUAAGCAUAAAUGUACAUAUGUUAAUAACAACACAGAGGCAGCUGAAUAAAUGUGCACGCACGUGCCCAGCAUAUUGUUCAAUAAGAAAUAAGAUGUAAUUUGCCCAUAAUACCAGCAGAGGGGAAUCUAGAGCACGUGAUAAAUGUAAAAUCCGUAUAAAUCAUGGCUUCUAUGAACGAAUCAGGAUACUGCAAGAUAAAAGGCCACACUAGUAUAUAACACAUACACGGUCUGUUAGAUAACAUACAAGUAAAAACUACUGGUAUAGAAUAUCUAUAUUUCUCUUUAAGUUAAUAAACAUUUGAUAGCGAUUUGUUUCUUUUAGUUUGCUUCACAUGUUCACCUGAGACAUACUAUGCUAAGCAUUUCUUUAUGCUAUAAGAAAACAAUCAAACAAUCUUUGGUGUAUUCUUCAGACGUCGGUUUCUUCUGAGCAGAUCCUUAAUGUUGACUGUAGGGUUUUUCACACAGGUGAUUGUAAACUGUGGAUGAACAGAAUCCUGGCUUAUGUUUGAGUUUUCGCACAGCAUAUACUUUAACCGGGAUUAACAAUGAAUCCUGGCUCUUUAUAAUCUGACGUUUUACACUGUACUCUGUACAUAAACCCUCCUGCAACCUUCUUCUUAUUUGCCACAUCAACAACCCUGACUGUAUAAACAUAGCGCGUGACCGCAGGACUGCCGUUCUGCCCCUGAGCAGGUAUCGUUAUCGUUCACAUCUUUCUAAUGUAUUUAGCUCGUUUAAAUUUUCUUGUGUAAUUAACCAGACACGUUCUCGGCCUACUUCCUAAUCGCUACGGUGUGCACUUCUGUAAUUUUCAGUCUUUUCCUGCCUGAUGCUAUUUACAGAGCAGUUUUUGUUAAUUGGUGUUACAUGUUAGUUUCCGUGUGAUAUGAGGCAGGUUCUGUUCAGUUGCCUGUUGCUCAGGAUCUAAAAAGUAAGAUUUUAUCACCUCAUCAUUUCACACCACAACGUGUGGUGAAAUCUUCAGUUCGGUGUUUCAUAACCCCGGGUAAAAAUCCAUACUAACCCUGAUUCUAAAAUAUACGUGUGAAACUUUCCUCCACCUGGGGUUAAAAGUGGGGAUUAGAGGGACAAUAACUCAGGGUUAACCACAAUGUGAAAGGCCCUUUUAAGUAUUCUAGAUUUUGGGCUCAGUCUUUGCAACUAUGAAAUAAAAUAGAGUUAGUUGUGCCUCUGGUUUGUUUAUCAUCUCUCGCAACAAUACUGCCAUCUUCUGGCUGUAAACGUAUUAUACAGAGUAUGAUUAUGUACAAAGGUUUACUUAAAAUUAGCUUAUGAUGACCUAUAUGGCAAGCAUCCAACAACUAUGUUUUAAAAAAAUCCUUUUCGUUUAUGUUACCUUACAAAGUUAUUAAUUUUAUUAAAAAUAUGAUGGUGUUAUUUUGUCGUCAAGAUCAGCAUGAAGCACUAGCGAUAAAAGAAAAAGACACGGAACUGAGAAGCACAGAAAGUAACAGAGAGUUGAAGAGAGAGAGAGAGAGAGAGAGAGAGAGAGAGAGAGAGAGAGAGAGAGAGAGA
Messenger RNA from Tachysurus fulvidraco (yellow catfish), 3028 nucleotides. It is a transcript of the gene nudt1, whose product is annotated as nudix (nucleoside diphosphate linked moiety X)-type motif 1. NCBI's taxonomy places the organism in Eukaryota, Metazoa, Chordata, Actinopteri, Siluriformes, Bagridae. Gene Ontology annotation, molecular function: 8-oxo-7,8-dihydroguanosine triphosphate pyrophosphatase activity. The record is from RefSeq and is a predicted model, not a curated record. The coding region runs from base 233 to 703 and encodes 156 amino acids. Gene Ontology annotation, biological process: DNA protection. The transcript has 5 exons.